AUCCCUAUGGAGGAUGAAUCUCCUCCUUCUCAAGGAGUCAGUGUCAAGGUCUUGGAGGCAACAUUAUUGUCAGCCCUGAAGAUGCUGGAUGUUGGGAAGUGGCCAAUUUUUUCUCUCUGUUCCCAAGAAGAGCUCAAGUUAAUUCGUCAAGCCUGUGUAUUUGGCAGUGCUGGUAAUGAAGUGUUGUAUGCAACCGAAAACGAUGAGGUUUUUGUGCUUGGCAUGAACUGCAGUGGGUGUUUGGGGACGGGUGACAUGCAGAGCACUAUUGAACCAAGGAGGUUGGAUUCACUGUGUGGCAAAAAGAUAGCCUGUCUGAGUUACGGAAGUGGCCCUCAUGUCGUUCUUGCUACAGAAGAAGGAGAAGUGUAUACGUGGGGUCAUAAUGCUUAUAGUCAGUUGGGCAAUGGUACAACGAAUCAUAGUUUCGUUCCCUGUCAAGUCUCUACUAACUUGGUGAACAAGAAAGUAAUUGAAGUUGCCUGUGGCUCUCAUCAUUCUAUGGUGUUAACAUCUGAUGGAGAGGUGUACACAUGGGGUUAUAAUAACUCAGGCCAAGUUGGAUCUGGUUCAACAGCUAAUCAACCAAUUCCUCGAAGAGUUACCAGCUGCCUACAAAAUAAAGUAGUAGUAAAUAUAGCUUGUGGACAGAUGUGUUCUAUGGCUGUGGUGGAAAAUGGAGAGGUCUAUGUCUGGGGUUACAAUGGAAACGGGCAGCUCGGACUGGGCAGCAGCGGCAACCAGCCAACGCCGUGCCGGAUCGCAGCUUUGCAAGGCAUUCGUGUGCAGCGGGUUGCCUGUGGCUAUGCACAUACAUUAGUGCUGACAGAUGAAGGUCAGAUUUAUGCCUGGGGAGCCAAUUCAUAUGGCCAGUUAGGUACUGGGAAUAAAAGUAACCAGUCUUACCCUACAACAGUUAUUGUGGAUAAGGACAGAGUUAUAGAGAUUGCAGCCUGCCACUCUGCUCACACGUCAGCUGCCAAGACCCAGAGUGGCCAGGUGUACAUGUGGGGCCAGUGCCGUGGCCAGUCAGUGAUCCUUCCCCACCUCACUCACUUUGCCUGCACUGACGAUGUGUUUGCUUGCUUUGCUACCCCUGCCGUGAUGUGGCGUCUUCUGUCUGUAGAGCCUGAUGACCAUCUAACAGUAGCCCAGUCACUGAAGAAGGAGUUUGACAACCCUGAAACUGCAGACCUGAAGUUUCUAGUGGAUGGAAAAUACAUUCAUGUUCAUAAAGUUCUUCUCAAAAUUAGGUGUGAACAUUUUCGUUCCAUACUGAAUAAUGAUGAUGAAAUUAUAGAAAUGAGUGACUUUUCUUAUCCUGUUUACCGAGCCUUCCUGGAAUACCUCUACACAGACAACAUUAGGCUCCCUCCUGAAGAUGCAAUAGGACUGCUAGAUUUGGCAACACUAUAUAGAGAAAACAGAUUGAAAAAGCUUUGCCAGCAAACGAUCAAGCAAGGCAUUUGUGAAGAGAAUGCCAUUGCUCUUCUUUCCGCUGCUGUCAAAUAUGAAGCUCAGGACUUGGAAGAAUUUUGCUUCAGAUUUUGCAUAAACCAUUUAACUGUUGUUACACAAACUCAAGGCUUCGCAGAAAUGGACCACGACCUCCUGAAAAACUUCAUUAGCAAAGCGAGCAGAGUGGGAGCAUUCCGAAAUUGAGGUUUGACCACCACCAAGCUGAAGAG
Tauraco erythrolophus (red-crested turaco) is the source of this 1688-nucleotide messenger RNA. RefSeq names its product RCC1 and BTB domain containing protein 2 (gene RCBTB2). Lineage: Eukaryota; Metazoa; Chordata; Aves; Musophagiformes; Musophagidae. Gene Ontology annotation, molecular function: protein binding. The record is from RefSeq and is a predicted model, not a curated record.